CAUUUGCAGGCUAUACGGUAGUCAAGAGUUUGCAGUGUUUGCUUCCCGCGAGCACCAACGUUCUACUCAUUCUAGAGAUCCACCAUUGUCUUACGCUCUCAAAUAUUGCCAUUUUUGAUGGGUGAUCCUCGUGGUUUACAGAUCUGUCAAUCAUCCAUAUCUUGUGAAUGUGACACAGUGAGAAUCAGCUCAGGCACACCCUGAACAUACACAUACGGACAAUGGCGUCGCCCAUCUCCGGAAGGUUUCCGGUGACCAAAAGCCAGAUUGUUCCUACUCUCAGCUGUGAAUUCUGCCGACAACGCAAGAUUAAAUGCGACAAAUUAAAUCCCUGCACAAACUGUCAACAAUCUGGCGUUGAUUGCGAGCCUGUACGUCGUAGGCGGCUGCCUCGAGGACGUCACAAUACAAGGAAGCCAGCCGCAAUUACUCCGAACUUGCAGGAUAAGAUCGAUAGAUUAGAGGCCCUUAUCAAUAUAGCUCUGCAGAAACCUCCUAGUACUUUUACAAACGAUAAUGGGUUAACCCCUAAUUCGAUAUCUACCGAAGCUUCUGUUUCCAAAGGCAUAACAAGCAACCCUUCCCCGCUGGACAACGGUCCUUCCACUGAUGAUAAGCUGGCUACACCACGAUUGUGGUCUAGCAUGUUGAAGGAGAUCCGCGAAUUACAAGGGCUUGCUAGUACUACGGCAGGUGAAGCAGAAGGAGAUGAUGACGACGAUGAAUUCGAGGACCAAGAAAGCCCACCUGCCUUCUUAGCACAAAAUCAUGCUCAUUCACGCUUUGUUGGUCUAUCCCUUGGACAGUUCGGGGGUGUUCCCUUACAUUCCCUGUCACUGCGCCCGGCACCUGCGGUCGCAACUGCGCUUUGUAAUAUAUAUCUCGACCAAGUCGACCGUAUUUUUAAGGUGCUGCAUCGAACUUCAGUGCAGCAACAUUUCAAUGAAGGGAAACCAUACAGUGCGCAUCGCAGCUCGCGUGUUGCAGAGGAAGCACUCGAUGCCGCCAUCUUCUAUGCAGCCAUUGCGAGUAUGACGGAUCGCCAGUGCCAAUUACUUUUUGACUGUAGCAAAGCCACAGUGUUAUCCGAAUACCAGAAGGCCUGCGAAAUAUCUUUGGAAAGGGCAGAUUUGAUGCGAACAAAUGAUAUGACUGUUCUCCAAGCAUUCGUGUUGUAUCUUAUCGCCACCCGAGCGCACGAUAAAUCACGCGCGGUUUGGACACUGUUGGCUACAGCAGUGCGAAUUGCUCAAGCACUUGAUUUACAUGUGGAGUCUAUUCAUCCAUUUGAAACUUUUUUCAGUAAACAGAUGCGAAAGCGGCUCUGGCUAACAAUAUGUUUUCUGGAUAUGCAAACCUGCAUCGACCCUGACUCUAAACCUCUCAUUCCUUUUGAAAUGACGCAAAUAACACUGCCACUCAAUGUGAAUGAUUCCGAUUUCGACGUACGCUAUCAAGGUCUCAAUCUCUCAGAACGUCACGAAGUAACAGACAUGACAUUCGCCCGCGUAACCUAUAGGCUUUUAGCUCUAGGAAGGAGUAUUUAUUGCACAAGUUCGGACGGAGAACACGACAAAGUACGUCAAGAACUUGUCGCAUCUUUUGACGAAGAUGUAUUGCGACUCACCAGGAAAUGCAACCCUGAAGACAAUAAUUACUCCUGGUUUAUCUACCACGCAACAAAUUCUUUGAGAGCAUCAGCAAAAUUCUUCAUAAUGAAACCGCUCAUAGCCAUGCGGAAAAAUACGCCGCAGUCCUUGCUAGAACAUUCCUCUAUUCUCGAGCUGUGCGAAAAGAUGCUUGAAAACACUCCUCGCAUACACAACGAUGAACGGGGAGAGGGGUUCAGAUGGUAUAUCACCCCGCAAUGGCCUGCUCUUCUUUUAACUAUAAGAGAAUGCUCUGUCACAACAGACAUUUCUCUUAUUCAGCGUGUGUGGCCACUUGUUGAGGAUGUGUUUGAGUGCUACCAGAAAGCACACGCACUUCCCACACGACGAACAAGAAUAAAGGCACUUAAGCGGCUUGUAGAAGCUACAAGAAAAAGGGUCCAAAUUCUUAUUCAACCAAGUCCUUCGGAGAAUCAAGGCUCGACUACUACCUCUGAAGAUGCAGGGAUCUAUGGAGAUGUCGAGAGUUUCGCGAACUCCUCUAUACCCUACCACGAGGGGCAGCCUGCAACUGGUUUAAUAGAUCCGUCAUGGAUUGCAUGGGACGAUUUCAUAAAUGAACUGUCUUCUGAACAGUUACCCAACGACGGUUUAGGCAAUUGGGAAGAUAGUCUUUUCAUUACACCUGACAUGAUCUUUCCAUUUACUUGAGCGGUAAUGGUACAUAAAUUUACAUAGCUAUUAUUUUCAAUUCCAUGCCAUGGGCUUGCAC
Molecule: messenger RNA, 2382 nt
Organism: Talaromyces proteolyticus
Lineage: Eukaryota; Fungi; Ascomycota; Eurotiomycetes; Eurotiales; Trichocomaceae
Product: fungal-specific transcription factor domain-containing protein
Exons: 3
Coding region: 222-2321 (699 amino acids)
Biological process (GO): regulation of DNA-templated transcription; DNA-templated transcription
Molecular function (GO): DNA binding; DNA-binding transcription factor activity, RNA polymerase II-specific; zinc ion binding
Source: RefSeq, a predicted model, not a curated record